AUGUUAGCAGGCAAGAGCGGUGCCGAGGUGGGAGCAGAAGAACCUCAUAGAGAGGCAGAUUUUGCGCAUGAAUAUUUAGAAAAUGAUGUUGCAAACGAAGGCCGCGAGGCCGAUGCUGAGGAUGCUGACAUUGAGGCUAUGAAACGGCGAGUGGCUGAAAUGGAGGCUGAAGCCGCUAAGCUGCGCGAAAUGAACGAAGUCGCGGAACGGGACAUAUCCGGAACUGCAUCAGCUGCAUCUCAUCCUAGUGAAGAAGAGAAGAUGGAAGUAGACGGACGCAGUAUCUACGUUGGAAACGUGGAUUAUGGCGCCACACCUGAAGAAAUUCAACAACAUUUCCAGAGCUGUGGCACCAUAAAUCGCGUUACUAUUUUGUGCGACAAAUUCACUGGCCAUCCGAAAGGAUUUGCGUAUGUUGAGUUCGCAGAUUCUAGCUUUGUUGAGAAUGCAGCCGUGCUAAAUGAAUCACUUUUUCGCGGCCGUCUACUAAAAGUCACGCCGAAAAGAACUAAUGUGCCAGGAAUCACUACACGUGGACGUGGGCGUGGACGUGGGCGUGGUGGCUUCCGCGGUGGUCCUCGCGGUGGUUUCCGUGGCAGUUUCCGAGGUCGUGGCUCUUGGCGUGGUCGCGGUCAUGGUUGGUGGUAA
Molecule: messenger RNA, 648 nt
Organism: Malassezia globosa CBS 7966
Lineage: Eukaryota; Fungi; Basidiomycota; Malasseziomycetes; Malasseziales; Malasseziaceae
Exons: 1
Coding region: 1-648 (215 amino acids)
Cellular component (GO): cytoplasm
Molecular function (GO): poly(A) binding
Source: RefSeq, a predicted model, not a curated record